ACUUCUGGUUAUGGGUUCCGCUUGUAUUGUGCAUUUUCCAUUUUCAUUGUCCUUUUCUUCUCGUUGAUAUUUUCCACCUGUUUUCACCAUGCUUCCUCUCUGAAUGGGCUUUGCUAUUCACUUUUACGCUUCAUAAGUUCCCUCUGAUAUUGUUUUAAUGUUUUCUUUUCUUUUCUGCGUGUUUAUUUUUGUUUCUUUUUAAGAUUUUGGACGUUUGAAUUUUAAGUAAUUUACAUACUCAGAUCUCUCUCUUUUUUAGUGGUUGUCAAUGGAAGUCGAUCGGUUAUUUGUUAUACUUUCAAAGUAAUCCAUUUGCUUGCUUCACUUUACAUGCUUAUAAUUCAAACUUCCUGAAGGCUUGCAACUAUAACUAGGGUUUCCUUAUUGUGCAGUUUGUUAUCAAGUUUACUAUUCAUUUUUUUGAAUUUCGAUAAUCAUUUUCUUCAUCUUUUAGACUGUAGUUGAAUUUUGGAUACACAGCAGAUUUAGAUCUCUAAUUCUUGCUUGUUUGUUACAAACUACCAUGGUUGGGGCUAGUGAAAAAGUAAAGAGACUUGAAGGAAAUAAGUUAUGGUGGCAACCUACAUAGUUUUCUUACAAAAUGUGGUGGGGUCCUCCAGCUACAAGUGUGCAAGCUUGCCUAAAUACUCGUGGAUAAAAAAAUAACUUCUUUUUUAUUUAUUUAUUUUUUAUAUAUCCAUGUGUCUGGGUCAGGUUGCACGCACUAGAUAGAUAAAAAAGAACUUAUUUCUUGUAACUGUUGGCUAUUCAGAUUUAUGACAUUUGAUGUUAGGCUUAUUGAACCAAUACAAUGAUAUGAUGUUAGCUGUUAGCACUGUAAUAAUUAAUUCUCUUUGUCCAAUGGAGUGUCUUGAAGAUAUGUAUGAUUCUAAAUCUGUGUUGGUAAGUUUCACAUAUUUGAUUACCUGUAAUUUCUUGAUCACUAGAUCUUUUUUCUUGACAAAUGAGAGUGCUCCAUCUUAGGCUUGUAGCAAAACUAUAGUUAGUUUACAUGUAUUGUUGAUAAUCUCAUUGUGUUUUUCUUAUUUUUAAUAAAGGCAACCUUAUGGUUUUUUGCUCAAUAAUUGGGUUCUAAUGAAAGACACUUGUUAAAUUAUGUUGUACUUGAAAGAUAUUUAGAAAAACGUGGUUUGAACAAAAAAGGUCAGUACCAUCUUAUGGCGGGCAUUAAUGUUUGGUUACUUCCCUUUUGAACAAUGAGCACAAUUACCAUUCCACUUCACUAUUGAUCCAGCAAACUGAUGAAACAGCCUUAUAUAGAUCCCUUUCAAUUUUAUUUGAAAUUUUUUCAUUCUUCUCAAUGAGUUGUACUGACAUCAUAAGGCUAAUCUUUAUGCAUUCUGGUUUAUGUAGAUGUAGACUUAUUGUUAGCAUUACUGAUUCUAAAUAUCGGCACAAGUGAUGAUGAUGAUAUUGAGAAUGCAGGUUGAACUUAUGCUAGUUGUACAGUCCCAGUGUUUUUCUGUAUAAAUACUAUACAAAAUAAUUGAAGUUUAGUUUUGGUAGUUUGAUAAGUUGCAUGUCUUAUCUCCUCUCAAAAAAUUAGUUGCAUAUCUUAUCAGAUCAUCAGCAUGGCAAGUAUUUUUUUGUACUUUUACUCCUUGUUUGGUUUUACCUUUAGCAUGCUUAUAUUCUAGAGUGAUGCAUACUAUUCAUUGUGUAUUAAAAUUUGAGUCGAGCUAAGUAAGCUGAGAAGAGCAUUUGCACUGCUUUAAGGUCUUGUUUGGCCCUGAUUUGUAAUUUCGGACUCACUGAUGAACAUGAUGGCCAUUCCACUUGAGAACUUUGCCCCAAAAAAUCUUGAUCAAAACUCUGUCCAUUCAGCAUUUCUAUUUAACGUUGAUUGUACACCGUGGUGGAAUUCAAAUGAACGGAAGAUUCCAGUAGCUUUGUCUGAUAAUAUAACUCUAAAACUUGAAACUCCCGCACAACCUUAUCACAAGCAAUUAGGCCUUGAGUUACAAGAUCAGGAGUCAUCCACAGCCCAUUCAACUGGUCAAUCUCUUCACAAAGUGUGUCCUAUGGAAGCUCAAAAUACUCAAGAGCAAUGUGUUUCUUCAGAAUCUGGUCAAGAUGAAAAUUGUGGCGAGAGUGUAGAAAAUCAGAUGAAAUCAGUUAUUUUGCUUAGCAACCCUGAAUUUAUGUUCAAUUCUCCCCAAGUUGAUGGCUGCCCUUCUUCCAUGGCUCGAGUGUCAUACCCUUACAUAGAUCCUUACUAUGGCGGGCUUUUAUACGGCGGCUAUUGCCAGCAGGCUAUUCAUAAUCAAGCUCAAGUAAGUUCCAAUGUUGUUGGAAUUGCUCCUGCACGGGUCCCUUUACCGCAUGGUCUCGCUGAAGAUGGGCCGAUAUACGUCAAUGCAAAACAAUACCAUGGAAUCCUUAGAAGGAGGCAGUCUCGUGCAAAGCUUGAGGCUCAAAACAAAGUCAUAAGAAACAGAAAGCCGUAUCUUCACGAGUCUCGGCAUAUUCAUGCACUGAACAGAGUGAGGGGAUCUGGGGGACGCUUUCUCAGUGCGAAAAAGAAUCAGCCGCCUGAUCCCAAUCGAAUCACUCUUCCGACCACCCUGCGCCAGAAAAAAGACACUCCAGACUUCAAUAAUUGCAGCUCUGAAACUGGUGACCGUGAUCAUAGCAUCAUGACUGCAACAUGCUCUGAUAUCUCAAGCAUCUCCAAUGGUUCAGUACGGUUCGGGCAGCCCAACAACCGGUUCUCCACCAUCUCUUCCAAUAUGGGUGGAAGAAUGGAGCAAUACAGGGGUGGAGUCUUUGUGCAGGGCGAAACGCGGAGCCAUUCCUCGAUUGUCCAGUGAGAAAUAUGUGGAAGGUGGAGGAGCUUCCUUGUUAGUUGAACUAGACUAGACAGGCAAAUCAUCCUUGGCUUUGUUACUUAUUUAUGCUUUGAACUUUGAAGUGGGUACACAGACCACCAUUAAUGUACGAGAAAAUAUUGGCAUUAUGAUUAUGCCCUCGAAUAAUUUCCUUAUGUUUAGAAGCAGAUGUUGAUGGAAUAGACCAAAAUCUCCCCGCUGCUUUGUACUGCAUGGACUUGUUUGGAGUAACAAGUUGGCUAUUGCUAAGAGUA
Molecule: messenger RNA, 3103 nt
Organism: Momordica charantia (bitter melon)
Lineage: Eukaryota; Viridiplantae; Streptophyta; Magnoliopsida; Cucurbitales; Cucurbitaceae
Source: RefSeq, a predicted model, not a curated record